Molecule: messenger RNA, 1224 nt
Organism: Oldenlandia corymbosa var. corymbosa
Lineage: Eukaryota; Viridiplantae; Streptophyta; Magnoliopsida; Gentianales; Rubiaceae
Source: the annotation of a GenBank genome assembly
AUGGCGUUUCUGCAGCACGUUGUCACGGCGCCGUUUGCCCGUACGAUUAGGUUCCGAACCCUAACUAUAGCUUGUAGCGCCGUCGCUUCACCUUCCCCCAACCUCAAGAAGUCAUCUCCGCCGUCGCAGGUCCUCCUCGGCAUGUCCGAACAAGAGCUCCAGCAACUAGCUAUCGACUUCGGACAGGAACGUUAUAGAGGGAAACAACUGCAUCAUUUACUGUACAAAAGGAAAGCUAAAGAAAUGGAGGACUUCAGUCAAUUGCCCCUGGCGUUCAGGAAUGAGUUGCAGGAAGCCGGAUGGAGAAUCGGUAGGUCACCAGUAUAUAAGUCGGUUACAGCUGCCGAUGGUACUGUUAAGUUGCUGAUAAAAUUGGAUGACAAUCGCUUGGUCGAAACUGUUGGGAUACCCGUGGAAGAUAAUAAGGGUUCAGUUCGUUUAACCGCUUGUGUUUCAUCACAGGUUGGCUGUCCAUUACGCUGUUCCUUUUGUGCCACUGGCAAGGGAGGAUUUGCAAGGAAUCUUAAGAGGCAUGAAAUUGUGGAGCAGGUGUUAGCCAUAGAAGAUGUUUUCCAGCGCAGAGUGACUAAUGUGGUGUUUAUGGGAAUGGGUGAACCCAUGUUAAAUUUGAAAGAAGUUCUCGAAGCACAUCGUUGUCUGAAUAAGGAUGUUGAAAUAGGGCAGAGGAUGAUCACUAUAUCAACUGUUGGAGUUCCAAACACAAUGAAAAAGCUGGCUUCUCACAAGCUUCAAUCAACACUUGCUAUAAGCUUACAUGCUCCAAACCAGAAACUCCGAGAGAGUAUAGUGCCAAGUGCAAAGUCUUAUCCUCUGGAAGCAAUUAUGAAAGAUUGCAGGGACUACUUCCUUGAAACCAGUCGACGGGUUUCUUUUGAAUACACACUUUUGGCUGGAGUCAAUGACUCGGUCGAGCAUGCAGUGGAGUUAGCAGAAUUGCUCCGCAAAUGGGGUAGUGGUUAUCAUGUAAACCUGAUACCAUUUAAUCCAAUUGAUGGUUCCGAAUACAAGCGGCCAUCUAAGAAAUCGAUUCAAGCAUUUUCAGCUACUCUAGAGUCCCGUAAGGUUACAGUCAGUGUGCGGCAGACGCGAGGUCUUGAUGCUAGUGCUGCCUGUGGGCAACUCCGGAAUCAGUUCCAGAAGAGCCCCUUACGUCCUGGUUCUGAGGAUCAGACAUCUGAAUUAGAGGUUGCAGUUGCUUGCUAG